GCUAUUCGAGCCGCUUGCGUGCUUCCCUCUAGUCAAGCAGAUAUUAUCCAAGAUGGUGCUGUUGUAGUGUAUAGUAACUGCAUCACAAAGGUUGGAAUACGGGACUUGUUAAAGGAUUCUUACAGAGCCUCGACGGUAGAAGACCUUGGGGAUGUGACUCUAAUGCCGGGCCUUUUUAACUGCCAUAUGAGCUAU
Ilyonectria robusta is the source of this 195-nucleotide messenger RNA. RefSeq lists its product as uncharacterized. Gene Ontology annotation, molecular function: hydrolase activity, acting on carbon-nitrogen (but not peptide) bonds. The record is from RefSeq and is a predicted model, not a curated record. The annotation marks the transcript as partial. The transcript has a single exon. Lineage: Eukaryota; Fungi; Ascomycota; Sordariomycetes; Hypocreales; Nectriaceae.